This is a messenger RNA of Eubalaena glacialis (North Atlantic right whale), 768 nucleotides long. RefSeq lists its product as uncharacterized. Gene Ontology annotation, biological process: cell surface receptor signaling pathway. Lineage: Eukaryota; Metazoa; Chordata; Mammalia; Artiodactyla; Balaenidae. The coding region runs from base 1 to 768 and encodes 255 amino acids. The transcript is spliced from 4 exons. The record is from RefSeq and is a predicted model, not a curated record. Gene Ontology annotation, cellular component: plasma membrane.
AUGUGCCUCAGCCUGCUGUGCUGUGUGGCCCUUUUUCUCUGGGGAGCAGGCUGCAUGGACACUAAGGUCACCCAGAGCCCUGGACAUCUGGUCAAAGGAAAAGAACAGAAAGCAAAGAUGCAUUGUGUCCCCAGAAAAGGACAUAGUUAUGUUUACUGGUAUCGUAAGAAGCUAGAAGAAGGGUUCGAGUUUUUGGUUUACUUACAGAACGAAGACAUCGUGGAUGAUACAGAUGUGUUCAAACAGCGAUUUUCAGCUCACUGCCCCCCAAACUCACCCUGCAGCCUGGAAGUCAAGUCCACUGAGGCAGGGGACUCAGCACUGUAUUUCUGUGCCAGCAGCCAAUCCACAGUGCUGCACGUUUAUAAUCAGAAGUUCUUUGGGGGCUCUGGGGAAGACAAGCCAGUUCUGUCUGGCUCGAUGGAUGCUGGUAUUACCCAGACUCCAAGGAAUAGGAUCGCAAACACAGGAAAGAGCACUGUACUGGAAUGUUCUCAGACUAAGGGUCAUGAGUCUAUGUACUGGUAUCGACAAGACCCAGGACUGGGGCUCCGGCUGAUCUACUACUCCCACGGUGUCAACGAUAUUAACAAAGGAGAUGUCUCCGAUGGGUACAAUGUCUCUCGUAAGGAGCAGGCGAAGUUCUCCCUCUUCCUAGAGCCCGCCACCCCCAACCAGACAGCCCUUUACUUCUGUGCCAGCAGUAUUUGCACAGUGCUUCCUGGCCACCUGCUCUCUACACAGAAAGACGGGUACCUUUGCUCAUAA